UCGGUGGUGCCAUGCCAUGUGCCUCAGUGACCUGGGGACAGCUGUUCUCAUUGGUGGAGAAGGUGUCAAUCAACAGUCCUGCAGGGAUGCUCUCUGGAAGCUGGAAAUUGACAGUGAUUUAUGGCUUCCAGUGGGUCUCCAGCUACAGAAUGCCAUGCCAUCGUGCUUGCAUGGUCACACAGCCACCUACGACCCUGACACCAAGCGGAUCUACAUCUUUGGGGGCAUAAGGGAGGACAAAGACUACAGCAGCAUUUACAUUCUGGACACAGUCACCUGGAGAUGGCUCUUUGUGGCUGCUAAAGGGAGGAUACCAGUGCUCGCCUACCACAGUGCAACUAUCUACAACAAGGAGCUCUUUGUUUUUGGAGGAACUUUCCCCAGAAAGGCAUCGCUGGCAGUUGCACCCUGCAGCAAUAUGCUCUAUGUCUUCAAUCCAGAGCAUGAAAUUUGGUACCAGCCCAUUUCAGAAGGGGAGAAGCCUCUUCCUAGGCUUGGGCACUCAGCUACUCUAUUGAAAAACAAGCUGGUGAUUUUUGGGGGUCAGAGGACUUCUGUCUACCUCAGUGACAUGCACAUUCUGGAUCUGGGUAAGAAAGGCUGUGCCUCUAAAAGGUCUGUUCCAAGACAGGGACUUGGGAGUGAGGUGUGCUUAAUGGGAAAAUAGCAAGAGUAUUAUACAAAC
Zonotrichia albicollis (white-throated sparrow) is the source of this 685-nucleotide messenger RNA. RefSeq names its product kelch domain-containing protein 3. Gene Ontology annotation, molecular function: protein binding. NCBI's taxonomy places the organism in Eukaryota, Metazoa, Chordata, Aves, Passeriformes, Passerellidae. The record is from RefSeq and is a predicted model, not a curated record.